CAAAACCAGCCCCGCGGAAGGCACGCGGUGGAUGCACCUCGCAGGACGCACGGGGUGCAGCCGGGCCACGAUGCCCACCCUAAAGACGAGGGAGGAGCGGGUUGUAGGGUUUUCCCCGCAGGGCCAAAGCCUCGGCUCCCUGCUGCUGCCCUGCAUCAUGGUGAAUGAGUACAGGAAAAGCCAGAAGAGGCAGCGAGCUUGCCCAUUUUCUGUCUCCUUCCUCGAACUAGAGACGGAUUUCUCCUUGGCGAAGCAGCUUGGCACACCAGCAUCCUCGUGGUGUGCUGGAUGCCAGCACCAUCACUGCAGUGCUUGUCCAAGAUGUGCUAGGCCACAAGCAAACACAGCAACACAGGCUUAUGGUCCGGGUGAUGCAGGGGGGGUUAGAGCUGCCGGGGGGACUCACCCAUUGCCAAAAGGCCCAGGACCUUUUGCUUCCAAAGCCCCAAGGGGAACCAGGCUGUGUGCCUCCAGACUGCAGCUCCCGAUGUGCCCAGCUCCUGGUGUCACAUCACACCUCCACCGCUGCUCCAUGGGGACACACGGGUUACACAGCCUCCUCCUCCCCAAAGCACAGCCCUGCAUGGUGCUGAAGGUGAUGACAUCUCAGCAGAUCUGCAAGGCCAGAAAACCACGCUUUCAGCUCCCCAGCUAAAAGCACACCCCUUUUUGACCAGCAGCUCCAAACCUGCCCUUCAGACCUGUGUUUUUCAAAGCAUCCGCAGCGGGAAUUAAUCAAUCAAUAAUUAAUUUGCCCACGUGGCUAUGGAUUGCCCAGAGCUCUCUGCAGGUGCAGAAUUCAAUGCCAGGGAGGGGAAGGGGCCAGGCCAGGUGAUCGCUGUGCUGCCCAGGCUCACAUAACACCAGCUGCAAUGGGAGCUGCUAAGAGCUGAGUUGUCAGCACUGCAGCACCUCGGGUGCCAGUGGGAUGCACACACACGGGCUCCACUUACAGAGGGGCUGGGAUGCUCUGGGUUACUCACACAGCCUGAGCAGCACAACGCCUUCCCUCCUGCAGGUUGGUGCUGCACUCAAUGCUCCGAUGGCCUCCGGGGUUUCCUCCAGCCCAAGGCUGCUGCUGAAACUGAUCACCAUCACACAUUGCGAAGGAUCCCAAACCAUCCCUGGUUUUAUUUCCUUUUUUCCAGGCAGGACACAAUGGAGCCUUUUUAUCUCUAUGAUCUUGGAAUACAGAUAGAAAACAAAGCUAUCCAGAGGAUCCUUUGCCCCAUGGCCGCAGAGCUCUGUCAUCUAAUGCUUGCCCUGGAACAGGAAGAUGGAACGUGUCAGACCUUACCCAACAUAGAGGAGAACGCAGAAAAAUUAGCCAAAGCCACUGAUGAACUCGCUUCUGCCUCAAGAAGGUAAUUUUGCUGGGUGGUGGGUGGUAGAUAUGGGAUGAGGAUGAGCUGAGCCUCAUGGCUUUUCUUCCAGAUUGGCCGAGCAGUCCAGUGACAAGGCGUACCAGGAGGAGACACAUCUCACAGCCGAAUCCCUUGUGCUGGCAGGGAGGCACGUGUUGCAGGCAGCCCAGCAGCUGCAGGGACAGCCGGACAGCCCUAGCCACAGGGAGGUGCUGGCUGCAGCAGCAAAGGGCAUCCUAACCGAGACUGUGAAGGUAACACCAGAGGGGAUGGUGCUGAAAGGAGUGGAGGGGAGGAUGCAGCUGCAGGAGGGACGAGAUGGCCCCUCUGCUGGGGAGCACUAGUUGGAGCAAUUUUGUUCAAUAGGAUGAGAAGGGAUGGCCUCAAGUUGCACCAGGUUGUAGUUCAGGAUGGGCAUUAGGAACAAUUCCUCCUCCCAAAGAGCGGUGAGGCGCUGCCACAGCUGCCCAGGGAGUGGUGGGGUCACCUGGAGGCGUCCCAGAGCUGCAGGGAUGUGGCACUGAGGGAUGUGGGCAGUGGGCACAGUGGGCUGGGGUUGGACCGGAUGAUCCUGCUGGUCUCUUCCGACCUUGAUAUGCUAGGAUUCCCUGUGUGCUCACUAGGAGAGGCCUGCUGGACAAAACACACCUCUUUUCUCUCCAGCAGCAGAUACAGUAUCAUUUCCAGAGGGAUGUAACAGUGAUGCGUAACCUUAGCCACACUGACUGUACUUUCUGCUGUGCUAGAUCCUUCAGAUCGAAGGUGCUGCCGGGGCAAGGAGCAUAAUGCAGGCUGCCAGCUGGCUGUUGGAGUGCCUGGGCACACUGCGGGAUACAGGGGACAUGCCAGGGCUGCUGGCUGCUUUCCAGGACUUUUCCAAGGCUUUGCUUCUGCUGAGCAAUCUGACAGCACAGCACCUCGAGGAACUCCAAGAUUCUCCUCGACGGACCAGCUUGGCCCAGACAUUGCAGCUCCUUCAGAAGUGCAUUCCUUUGCUCCAUGAAUCCAAGCACAGACAGCUUAAAUGCUCCUGUGCUCAACAAGUCAACUUCUCCAAAAACGAUGCUUUCCAGCUGAUGGAUAGGACCAUCCAAGAGCUUGUUUCCUUGCUUGUCAACAGCACGGGCAGCAAGGAGCUUCAGGACAGACACGGGACCUUCUCCCAUCAUGUGCAUAGGCUGCUGGCUCUCCUCAACCACCCAGACCCAGUGCACCUCUCUGACAGCGAGCUCAGCACUCACGUGGAAGCAGUAGUUUUCCACUGCAUGCUUCUAGCAGAGAUGUGCAGGGCAGAUCUGAAGCAGGAUCUGGUAAAACGUUGCUGUGUUCUCCUACGGCUCAGAAAGAGCAUUUGCUGCCACAUAAGUCAGCAGGAGGGAUGGACAAUGCCAAGCUGGGGAGAAAGCAGCCUGCAGGAGAAAUGUCACACCAUGGGAAAGGAGGUGGAGGACCUUGACAAGGCUGUGCUCAAAGCUACUCUGCACCAAAUCCUCAACACCUUCUCCGAGGCCAAGGAGCCCUUGAGGCAGUUAGUAGAGGAAGCUCUUACCCUUGCAGAUACAGGGUGUUUUCCAGCAGGGCAGGGAGGAUUACUGAAGAAGCUUCAGCCCCUCACUGCCACCUUUUUCGCACAUGCCCAGCAGAUGCUCAGAGUGGCAGACUUUGUCCUGGCCAGGUGCACCAAAACCCGAACUGCUAGAGAAAUCCACGACAGUUUAGAGUACUUAAAGAGCCUCCUUGCCAGUCUCCCUCCAGCGCUCACAGAAAUGAGCAGAAAUCCAACCCACAUGAGCACUGCUCAGCAGCUGCAAUCCUUGUACCACGCAUGGGCUGGGACAACAGAAAGCCUCUUACAGUGUUUCGAAGAGACAGUCAGCAUGCAUGAAUUCCUGAAGCUGUCCAUCCAGGAAAUGGCCAAGCACAAGGAAUGGUGUGACAAGGCCCUGCAAAGCCAGGACCCCAAAAGGCUCUCUAAGCAUGCUACCAGCCUCACCAGUUGGGCUCGGUGGGUCGCUGAAGCUGCUGCCAGGUAUGUGGAUAGAACAACAGACCCCAUUUUCAGGAACGGCUUGCUGGUUUGGAUUGAGCAGCUGGCCAAGGCCAUUCUUGAGCUGAAAGCAGCCAAGGCCCUUUGCACGGAGCAAUGCUCCUGUCUCCAAACUAGGGAUGUCUUUUCAAGGACGAUGAGCUGCCUGAUGGAUACUGCUCACUGCAUUCAGGAUGGGCUGGAUGGGUCCAACCACCCAGAUAUCCUCAGCCCUCUCCGGGAACAAAUACGGAAAGCUGACGUUGUGAAGGAGCUUCAACUCAGCUCAUCCUAUGCUGGGUUAAAAAACAUUAUCAGUCAAGCUAAAUUGCAAGGAGGUAUCUUAAGUCAUCCGUCUCCACAAGCAGGUAACUCACACCCAAAUAUUGUUCCAAGGAAAGGAGAAAUGCACCCUGUCAUUACAGCACUCCUAGCAGCUACAAGAGCCCAUGAUACAGCAGCUGUGAACGCUGCCUGCUCCGCCUUGCUCGAAGUCUCCAACUGCUGUAUCAAUGCAGCAAAGGAAGCACUGCCUGUUGCUGCUUCUCCCCAGAUGGAGACACUGGGGCAGUACCAGAAGAUUAUCUUACUGACACCAUGUGUUAUUAGUUUGGCCAGGGAAACAGCCCCAGAGCAGCUCCAACAUCAAGGCAGACUUCUCCAAACUGCACUUUCCCUCUCAGAAACCAUCUGUGAGACCAAAGAGUGCCUGGCAGCCAUGGCAGGCUCUUGGUACAGUCUGUCUCAACAAGUGCUUGGUUUUAUCUUGGCCGCUGACUUUAUGAGCAGCAAACAGGCUUUGGAUGAGACCAUGAUGGGUUUAGCAGGAGCGGUUCAGAUAGCAGAGGACAUUGCAAGCACGGCCUGUAAUAAGCAGAAUCCCAUCUGUCCUGAUGUCUGGGAAAACUUUCUACAGGUCCAAGCCAAAUUUUCACAUGCUCAGAUGAAGACCAAAGUGUUACUUGAGAAAGCAAUGUCCUUCAAGGGCUCCUGCAAGUUGGGAGAGGCCAGCCUGGAGCUGCGCUGUGUCCACUGGGCUAUCAGCAUGCAUGUGCUCCUGAGUGCUGUGGAUCAGUUCAUAGGCAGAGACAUCCUGUUCCUGAGGGAGCUAAGAAGUGCCAUGGAGAACAAGCUUUGUUCGCAGAGCCUCUUGGCUGCCGUGUCUGAGACCUCCCUGAGGCUGCAGGAAGCUGCCCGGCUCUCUUACUUCACUUGCCCUGAAGACUGCGGCCGCAGUGAAAUCCUCACCCUCAGGGAGGAGAUAAAGGUGCUGAUGGAAGCACUGCUGGAUGCCUCCAAUAUCCUCUUGGUCUCUCCGCUGCCUUCUGCCAGCUUGUAUAUUCGCUUUGAGCUCCUGCAGAGAGACUUGGCCCUCAGGGCCAAGGCAUUACUGCUCCACCUGGAGAAGACCAACAGCGAACACCUACAAGUCAUCCGAGAUGUGGUUGGACCAGCCCUAUCUUUCUUCCCCAAAGAGUGCAGGGAGAUGAGCCAAAAAGCUUUUAAAGAGAAAGCAGGUCAGCUAAUGGCCAACAUUCAGUGGGUCAAAGCCACCCUCCAAGAUGUCCUGGAGACCACCGCACAACUGCAGCCACGGGCAGACCUGCUCUCUGUUGCAGACCACCUCCUGGUCCUCACAUCUGAUGCAGUGGACAGUGCCAGCCAGCUCUUCCAAAGCCACCAGGACAAAAGGCACCUCCACCUAGACAGCAUUGUCUGGUACUGGUCAGCUAAAGCACACUACCUUGCCACGCAGCUUCAGGCUGUCCAUGGCAUCAAUGGACACAUCCUGGAACUCAUGAGACAACACCUGCAAAACGUGGGGGAUCAGUGCUCUCCAAAAGAGUGCAGCAGCACAGCCAAGCUCUCCCCAGCCCGAGAGCUCGAUGUUCUGAGGCCCACCAAGUCAGCAGAAACUUGCCUGAGCAGGAGUGGACAAGCAAGCAGAGCUGUCAGAGAGGCACGCAAAACGGUACGGUAAUUUUUCCCCCAUUAGUGCAGUGUGAUGAACACUGUUCAGUAGGAGAAUAACUGAGGUUAGCAGGGAUCUCGUGGAAAUCAGCAGUCCAACCCCUGCCCGCGGCAGAGCCAAUUUGUUUGUUAGAUCAAGCUGCUGGGUGCCCCAUGCAACUGGGCUCUGGCUAUCUGACCUGAUAGAGACCUUUCCACAAAUAAAUCCAUCUCCAAAACACUGUUCCUAAGGAGCAGGGAACUGUACUGCCCUUCCUUUCCCUGAAAUACUCUUUCUGCUCAGCUCCUCACCUCUCAGUGAGCUUUCCUCAGGAGUAGCAGCCACCCUGCUCCCACAAUUGCUGCCAGUUGCCAGGUGCUGGCAAAGGCUUCAGCAACAUGAUCCAAAUCACUCUGCAGAGCAGUUUAAGAGUAUUUCAUUGCACUUCUCAACUAUGGGCACUGCCAACUUACACUGCAGUUACCACCCAUUUGGAGAUAGCUCCAGACAAUGGCACGGGGCAUUUGAACUCAACAAUCCCAUUGUGGGUGAAGGCAGAAGAGAAAAAAACUGUGCAGGAAGGCAGAGUAGACUCAGCAGCAUUGCAGGCAGCCAUCCCACCUCUUUACUCACCAAAAACUGCUUCAGAAACACGCAGGCAGGAACUUCUCAAUACUGAUACAAUCUGCAUACUCUAGACUUUUAACUGUUCAGUUGUUGUCUCGACAGCAAGGGAACCGUCCUCUCAGUACCUUCUUUGCAAGCAGCCCUGGGAAGCAAGAGAGAGAAGACAGGGAGAGAAUGCAGGGAGGUGCCAGCAGGAUGUCCCAGAUGACCAAGGACAUGGCAGUAAGGAUGCUUCACAUGACUCAGUUCCUGAGGAAGAAGGGCCCCAUCACGGUAUGGAGUUUCUCACCCCCUACAACUCAUCACUUCUGUAGGUAUAAAGAUGCCUUCUAGAGGAGAUACCCAAAUGCCCAGUGCCUGCUGAAAAAUCCAUGUUAUCCCAUCCUACUAAAAGUGGCACUGGGUGCACUUGCCCCAGUAAUUUCAGGAAUUACUUUCCUGAAAGGAGAUGCAAGUCCAUUCCUCAUUUCAGAAUACACCUGGCCUCUCUGGAUGCUCCCAUCUUACAGGAAAGAUGUUUAUUUUCCUCCUCCCCAUCACAUUUCCAUUUUGUUUUAGAGCAAGGAGCAGCUUGUGGCCUGUGCUAAGCAAAUAGCUUCUGAUGGGCAGGCAUUUGUUACAUUCGGCCGCAUCAUUGCAAAGAUGUGCCUGGACAAGAGAUGUUCUGCAGAGCUGCUGUGUGCCACUGAGCAGACCCACACCAUCAGCAGCCAGCUCACCAUCGUGGCCAGGGUAAAAGCAGUCACUGCUGAGAGCAAGUCCUCUUCUGAGCUGCUCGUGAGCAACGCGCAGAACCUCAUUCAAGCAGUUUUACAUCUUCUGAAGGCAACCGAGGCAGCAUGCAUCAAAGUAAGUUAAUGCUGCUAACACUGACUAGGUUUUGCAAGGUGAGCUUGUGCUAUGGGGUGCUCCUUCAGCCACAUCUGGUGGUGGAGAUGCAGAAGCUGGCUGCUGAGGGACCUCAAUAGCUAGGGGUCAAGAUUCCUACUGCUACAUUUCUGUUUUAUGCCUUUCUGUUUUGUUUCCAAAGCCUCCUCUGCAUUUUUUUCCAGGCAUUGAAUCUGCUCUAUCGCUGCUACCAGCUUUUAAGUCAUCUUUAGCUGGUCCAUUUCCCAUUUCAUAUUUGGAGAGUGGCAGCACCUCAUUGGAGGCCUUUAUUUGGAAAUAGUCCAUGUCAGUCUUAGCCUUCGUGUUGUCUCUAGAUGGGCUUUGAUCACAACUCCCAAGAGCUUGCCUUGCAGCUGCCAGCAACGGCUGACUGAUCCAAUUGUAAAUAGUUUGUGAGAGCAGACUUGAUGUGAAAGCACUUCAAAAACAAGCACAAAUACAACUGCACUCUGCGCCGGUGCAGUUUUUCAUUGUGUGCCUUAAUCUCCUACAUAGCCCUGCAACCUCUGCUGAGCUCCGUGUCUUUUUGACAGAGUUUUGAUUAGAAUCUUGGUUGAUGGACAAUCAGCAAAAAGCAAGGGAAAGCUCCUCAUGUCCAUCAUUACCUAUGCUGUUUAAAGUGUACUGUCUGGGUUAUCUGCUGGCAGCACAAUGUAAUGAGCCAUUCUUUUAUCUCGACUGUCCAGAUUACGAAGUCCUUUAUGGCCCAGCUGCUCCCCUUUCAAAAUGUAUGGGCCCACUUACCAAUAAGCUGACGAGACAGCCUUAUUUUUUCUCUCUCUGUAAGCAGGUUUUUAAGCACGUGAAGAAUUUUUUAAGCAUUAACUAACAGAAACGUGGCAUCACUCGUACAGACGUCGUUACGUUCUGCCAUAUAUAAUUUGUCUUAACGUCUUCAAGCACGUAAAUAUUUGUCUCCUUCCAAUAGGGCUUGCGACAGCCUGCUCCUGACUCUGAAGAAGCAGCAGCUGCUGCUUUUUGCACCGAGUGGAGGAAAAACCUGUCGUGGCACAGAGCCAAGCAGUGCUUAAACUCAGACAGGGAUGAAUUAGGCCUCCGCAAGACUCAAGCGAGGGCUGAGCCCACGCUCACAGCCAUGGUGCAAGGACAGUCGCCUCUGAUCGGUGGUACCCCCCAGUGUCCCAAAUCUAUUAAAGGACAUCCAACUAUGGGCAGCCACCUCUAGAAACAGGAAGGCAUUUCUGCUGCUGCUGAGCUGCCCAACCUUGCAGAUGUGAGACAGCUGGGGCUCUGUGGCAGUGAGGCUUCUGAAAUGCUGAGGGAUGGAAGACGCCGUUUCAUGAGGUACCUUCACUGCAGCAAGAAGUGCCAGUUUUUGUGCUCUCCAGAUGCAAACAGAAAGAU
Molecule: messenger RNA, 8221 nt
Organism: Meleagris gallopavo (turkey)
Lineage: Eukaryota; Metazoa; Chordata; Aves; Galliformes; Phasianidae
Source: RefSeq, a predicted model, not a curated record